Messenger RNA from Amorphotheca resinae ATCC 22711, 3019 nucleotides. RefSeq lists its product as hypothetical. The transcript has 4 exons. NCBI's taxonomy places the organism in Eukaryota, Fungi, Ascomycota, Leotiomycetes, Helotiales, Amorphothecaceae. Gene Ontology annotation, molecular function: protein kinase activity; ATP binding. The coding region runs from base 326 to 2797 and encodes 823 amino acids. Gene Ontology annotation, biological process: protein phosphorylation. The record is from RefSeq and is a predicted model, not a curated record.
CUCUACAGAACCAAAUCGGCCUUGCAAUUGGGUUUCUUCCUACUAAUCCUCCUCCUCCUUUUUCUAACCAACCUCUUCAAUCCAUUCAAUACCAAGCUCCAUCCAGCUCUGCAGUCCUGCAAGGUCCUCCGCAACUUGGCGCACGUAGCUACAGCGGUCUCCGCAGCAAUCAAGCAUCCAGACAACAACUAGACAGACAGCCACCGUCUGCCAACAACAUACAAUCACCCUCACAAAUACACAAACUCUCUAAAACUGGCGCUCCCCGGUCUUUUUUAGAAUAACGCUCAUCACCACCUCCGGAGCCCAUCAAGCUGACAGCCGGAUGGAUAGGCUCCAGGUCCGGCCAACUGAGUUCAGCUCGGUCAAGGCCAAAGCUAUUGAAGAUGCGCGGCAAAUGCAGGCUACUGUGAUUGAAUUGGCUAACAAGGCUGGCAAACCUCCCCCCAAGUACGCUCUCUUGGAGCUCAUUGGCAAAGGGAGUUUUGGUCGGGUGUACAAGGGAAAAGAUAUGACUUCGGCAGACAUUGUGGCAGUGAAGAUCAUAGAUAUUGAUGAGAGUGAUACUGUUAACCCUCGGAACGCAGACUCGUAUAGCGAGUUUCUUAAAGAGGUCAACGCGUUAAGGAUUUUGAGUGACAACCGCGCCCGCAACAUCAAUCAUGUUAUCGAGGCUUUGCCAGUGGGGCAGUCAAUGUGGAUGAUUACAGAGUAUUGCGGUGGUGGGAGUAUUGCCACACUUAUGAAGCCUACUGCUCCCGGUGGGCUACAGGAGAAGUGGAUUAUACCAAUACUACGAGAAGUAGCUGAAGCCAUUAAGUGGGUUCACCAGGCGGGGAUUAUACACAGAGAUAUCAAAUGCGCAAAUGUUCUCAUCACCGAGGAAGGAGGUGUACAGCUUUGCGACUUUGGCGUGGCAGGAAUUAUCGAGAACAAAUUAGACAAGAGAUCCACAGUCAUCGGUACACCACAUUGGAUGGCUCCAGAAUUAUUCUCACCUACGCCCAGCUACGGGAAAGAAGUCGAUAUAUGGGCCUUUGGAUCUAUGGUGUAUGAGAUGGCAACUGGGCUUCCGCCAAAUGCCGCAAACCUCAUCCCUUAUGAGCGCUUAGGGUCUCAUUUGAAGAAUCACGUUCCAAGACUAGAGGGGGGAAACUAUUCUAACGACCUGCGAAGCCUCGUAGCGUACUGUUUAGAGGAACUUCCUACUGCACGGCCGACUAUCGAACAGGUACAAAAGCAUCCAUAUAUCUACAAUACGAGCUCAAGAUACCCUGCAUCAUCACUGACGCAUCUUGUCAGAGCAUUCAAGAUGUGGGAAGACCAUGGAGGAAGCAGAAAGUCACUGUUCAUGCUGGGUGGUGCUCAAGGGCCGUCGGCGGAAGGUUCAUCGAGUUCGCUACUUGAUGAUGAGUGGAACUUCAGCACAACUGCGUCCUUUGAUCAGGAGGUGUCCCGAGAAUCCACCGCUCAGGAUGUCUACGAGGCAUAUGGGACCUCGGUUGAAUUAGAUGGGUUCUUCUCGGAAGAAACUUCUCGUCCCCAAAAACCGCAAGCCCAAAAACAAUCGAGGCGAAGACCUCCUCCGGAAGCCCUAGCGCGUAUUCCAGCGCCCCUCGAAAAGAUAUUCGAUCCGAAUACCCUUUCAAAUUAUGAAGAUAAUAGUCGAAACCAUUACGGCCGACAAAUGCAGCAGCCGGCCUCAGAUUUACCCCUUCGAGACGAUUCUGCUCAGACCUCUAUCAGAGACACGAUGAUUGAUCUAGGCGGACACGAUUCGGAUACUGGUCUGUCUAGCUUCCCUGACAUGGAAACAAUUAGGGCUGGCCGACGUACUCAAGAAGAGAGUGACGACGAAUAUGCCUCUACUUUACAUGACUUUAGCCGACCGGCCCUCAGCGAUCCCGCGGAUGUCAACCCUAACCGUCGUACACAAGACUGGAAAUUUCCCACUAUGGUACCACCUGCUUCUGCAGAUCCUGAAGUGUCACGAUUUCCAAUGGUCUACGAUGUGCCAUAUCCCAGUGUGACCCCCGGCUCUGGUGAUCGUCCUGCUUUAGUUCACCAUCCAACAGAGCCCCUUGGUGCAUUUGGCGGUGGACUUAUGGGCCAGUCACAACCUACCCUGGACCGGCUGUCUAUGAGAGAGUCAUUGAUUGACCUAGACAUGAGCAUGCCGGAUGUAAUACCUGAUAUCUUUCCCAGCGACGGUCGGCCAUCCACAGCUUCCUCGGAUGUUGAGUCUGAGACGAGUGACGUGACUACAUCAACUAAUCCAUUUGCGCUCGAAAGGCAUGUUUCCUUGAUCCAGCCACAUUCUGCUCUCCAUGCAGAUCAAGUCGAUUCUUCUAUCUACAUCACCGAAGAAUCCAUUAUGCCAACGCAUCUGCAGUCCGCGAAUCCAGUGAAUGAUUUGGCAGAAAUUUCGGCCUUUUCAGCUUCAGAUGCAGAAGGUCAAAACGGAUAUAAUAAUGGGGAUAUGCAAUCUUCAACAUAUGGAGCAACAGUCUUCUCCGAUUCCGAAUCCGGGCCCAUGCCACCUCAACUACGCCCCCCCAAAACACCUCCACGACGUUCGAGUGAUCAACCUUACGCAUUUGCUCACUUUCCAGAGUUACCUAAUCCUCCAUCUGAACGAGCACUAUCUGGUUUGGCCUCCAAUGAAGAGAUGAAGGAUGAGUUUAAUAGGAUGCUUGGUGCGAUGACAGCACAGUUGGAGGCAUUUCGUGAUGUAUAUGCUUCAUCACAAAUUACCAACACUCGUCGAGAGAAGAAGGACGGGGACAAGAAAUUCUAAUCAUCAGCAGCCUGAGAAUAACGGAAGACAGAGCUGGUAAUAAACAUCAUUGACUGAGGAAGGGGCCCGAGGCCGGAGUGAUGAUCUUCUUCAGGAACUUGUUUGGAAUACUGCAUAAAGUACAGGACGGGGGGAUACUUCAAUUUACAUUUGACGCGCAAUGCUGGCCCUCCAAUUGGAGGAAUGGUCAUUACGACUAGGCGCAACUUCGAGCCGAUAGCU